This is a messenger RNA of Larimichthys crocea (large yellow croaker), 1627 nucleotides long. RefSeq names its product arylamine N-acetyltransferase, pineal gland isozyme NAT-10. The record is from RefSeq and is a predicted model, not a curated record. The coding region runs from base 200 to 1072 and encodes 290 amino acids. The transcript is spliced from 3 exons. Gene Ontology annotation, molecular function: arylamine N-acetyltransferase activity. Lineage: Eukaryota; Metazoa; Chordata; Actinopteri; Sciaenidae.
ACUUCCGGUGGGCGCCUCCCGCCUUCAGAAUAAGAGCAAAAAGUGCGGAAAGGGAUUGCCUCUAGCGGCGAGUCAACGAGCUCUACACGAGCACAAAACUGCAAGCAGCUAUUGAAGUGGAGGACAGCUGAACCGUAACUACAACUACAACAACAACAACGACACACACCUGUACGUGAAGUCACCCUCUCAAGGCAAGAUGAAUUUGGAGGAAUACUUCAAAAGAAUUGGUUUCCAUGGCUCUUUUGACAAACUCGAUCUUGCAACACUGAAGUUGAUCCACAAACAUCAUGUCAUGUCAGUUCCGUUUGAAAACCUCAGCAUUCACUGUGGUGAGAAGAUCACCAUGGACCUUGAGGUAAUUUAUAAUAAGAUAGUGAGGAGCAGCCGUGGGGGCUGGUGCCUUGAGAACAACUUCCUGUUUGGCUGGAUGCUGAGAGAAAUGGGCUACGACACUACGAGGCUGGCCUCCAGAGUUUUUAGCAGUUGCCUCAAUGAUUUUUACCCCACUGAAACUCAUCUCAUCAACAAGGUCGUCAUUGAUGGAAAGGCUUACAUAACAGAUGUAAGCUUUGGGGUGUCUUCCCAAAUCUGGGAGCCCCUGGAGCUCGUCUCUGGAAAGGACCAACCUCAGGCAGCAGGGGUCUUUCGUCUCAUUGAUAAGGGGGACUUCUGGGUGCUGGAGAAGACCGGCAGAAAGCCAGAGGUUCUCAAUCCAGAUUUUGCCAAAUCAAGUCUGGUGAACAGAAUGGAAACAAAGCAGAUCUACGGCUUCAGCUUGAUGCCUUGUGAGGUUGAUCACUUUUUUGAGCAAAACCAAUAUCUUCAAACAGAUCCUACUUCACUGUUCACCAAUAAGUCCAUCUGCUCUUUGCAAACACCAACAGGAUUCAGAGUGCUUGUUGGUUGGACCUAUAGUGAGGUCACCUACAAAGCAGAGGCAGGUGUUGAUGUCUUAGACAUGAGGGACCUAACAGAUGAUGAGAUCGAGCAAAUUCUGAGGGAAAAGUUCAAUUUAAAGCUGCCGAAGAAACUGCAGCCUGUGAACAACAAAGCAAGCUACACAAUCUGAAAAACAGAAUCCUUAAAAUAUCUAUCUUGUAUCUUGAAUUAACUGAAGAGGAUUUUGCCUUUCUAAGAGAGUAUCAAAGAAAUCAUUUAAAUCCAAAGAAACCUACAUAAGAUGUUGUUUGCCAUCAUUAUAUUCCUUUAUGACUUUGACUAUUAUACCGAUGUAAAAUGCAAACUCUAUGACCCUCACUCAGUAUAAUCUGUGUACUCAUGUCUUAUCUUUUUCUUCUGAAACAUGGCAACGCUUGUGAUUUUGUAGGGAGGCUGUCGAAGGAAACUGAGUUUAUGACAAGUGACUGACAAAUAGCUCUGUGUAUAUAACCUUAUUUUUGUAGUUGUUGUAGAAGCAUUAUCAGGUUUAUCAUUGCCUGUUAAAUGAAGGUUUGUGUAUUGGCUGAUUAGUCCUGGACAUGAUCAAAGCCGGUGGACGAAGCCGUUCACCUCCGUCUAACAAAAACUUGGAUCCUCUUCUUGGCAAGACCAACAAGACACCAAGUGUUAGAUUUAAUCAACUAAACUGUAUAGUAUUGUGCCUCAUUAAAAUUAUUCAAAUUUA